AUGGAUGGCUUCUCCAUGUUAUCUCCAAUCAAACAAACGGAGCACAAAAACGUUGUCACAAUGACAACAUCAACAACAAAAAAACUGUUUCCAAACAACCUCGUACGUAUAUCAAUGUCGGAUCCUUACGCGACCGAUUCUUCAAGUGACGAUGAAGACGCGAUCUUCCCACGAAGACGUGUGAAAAAAUACGUCAACGAAAUCAGCAUUCUUACAAACGUAUCAAAAAACAAUAUAAGCAAUAAUAAUAAAAAUAAAAGUAUUUUACAACCAAAGCCAAUGAAAACAAAUUUAAAUAAUAAUGAUAAUAAUAAUAAUAGAAAGUAUAGAGGGGUGAGACAGAGGAAGUGGGGAAAAUGGGCUGCUGAAAUAAGGGAUCCAGCGAGACGUAUAAGGUUAUGGCUCGGUACGUAUGACACUGCCGAAGAAGCCGCUAGAGUUUAUGAUAAUGCCGCUAUUCGGCUUCGUGGUCCCGAUGCUUUAACAAAUUUUGUUACACCCCGUGAGACUGAUGAGAAUGAGAAGGAAAUUACGAAGGCGGCUAAUGUUGCUUCGACGUCUAGUUGUGAUUCUGGUGAAGAGUCGAAUAAUAAUCAGCUUCUUUCUCCGACUUCAGUUCUCAGGGCUAGUUUUAGUAAUAAUAAUAAUAAUGGUAAAGAAGUAAGUGUACCGGUUCAAGAAUAUGAAGAGUGUCGGUCAAUAAAUAAGGUUGACUCGAAGAAGUCGGGAGUUUUUGGGGAUUUGUCGUUUUUGGAUGAUUUUGUGGAUUUUGAAUCACUUGAUUUGAAUCCGUUUUGUGAUGGAGAUCCGUUUAGUACGAUGGGUGAUGAUGAUUUCGGGUUACUUGACUCGAUUCCAUUGGAUUGUGUAGAUAGUGUUCCGUUUGAUGAUGAUUUUAUGGAUUCAAUUCCUGACAUUGGAUCUCCCUCGAUGAUGAAUGUCGAGGACUUUUUUCAAGAUAUGCCCGAUUAUUUUAACGGGUCGGGUGUAUGUUGA
This is a messenger RNA of Erigeron canadensis, 996 nucleotides long. RefSeq names its product ethylene-responsive transcription factor CRF1-like. The record is from RefSeq and is a predicted model, not a curated record. Lineage: Eukaryota; Viridiplantae; Streptophyta; Magnoliopsida; Asterales; Asteraceae. Gene Ontology annotation, molecular function: DNA binding; DNA-binding transcription factor activity. Bases 1 to 996 code for a protein of 331 amino acids. The transcript has 2 exons. Gene Ontology annotation, biological process: regulation of DNA-templated transcription.